Grosmannia clavigera kw1407 is the source of this 1485-nucleotide messenger RNA. RefSeq names its product peptidase m20. The transcript has 2 exons. The record is from RefSeq and is a predicted model, not a curated record. Gene Ontology annotation, molecular function: dipeptidase activity. NCBI's taxonomy places the organism in Eukaryota, Fungi, Ascomycota, Sordariomycetes, Ophiostomatales, Ophiostomataceae. The coding region runs from base 1 to 1485 and encodes 494 amino acids.
AUGCUGAAUUCCAAAAAGCGCCAGGACUCCAAUGCCAUCAUCACAGUUCACCAGUUCUCCAUUGCAAUGGCCACGACGGAGACUCUACUAGAGAGCGACGGCUUCGUGCUCGUGUCGCACGCAGAUGCGGUCGAGCUGGGCAGCAGAGAGGCCAGAGAGGCCAGGGAGGUAUCCGGCCGGUCGGCCUCACCGCCACGGUAUCUCGCCGCAAUCUCGGCGUGUGUCGACCAGGCCAGCGCGUCUCUGUGGCCGCUCAAUCGGCAUAUCCACGACCACCCGGAGCUGGCCUUUCACGAAUUCGAGGCGCACCGACGGCUGACGGCCUUUUACGAAGGGCGCGCCAUCGGCAGCGGCAACCACAGCGCACGCUGGACGGUCACGCGAGAGGCCUAUGGUAUGCGCACAGCUUGGGUGGCCGUCUACGAUAGCGGGCGAGCUGGGCCGGUCGUCUCGUUCAACGUCGAGAUGGACGCGCUACCCGGCGUCGGCCACGCCUGCGGCCACAACCUGAUUGCCACGGCGUCUGUGGCCGGCAGCCUGGCGACAGCCGAGGUGAUGUGGCAGCAUCGUCUCGGAGGAAAGAUUGUCGUCUUUGGAACCCCGGCCGAAGAGGAUGGCGGUGGCAAGGUCUGCCUCCUCGAAGCCGGCGCCUACCGUGAGCAUGGCGCAGACGUGUCGCUCAUCACGCACCCAAGCACGACGACGCCCAGCGCCAUGAUGCGCACGACAGCCAUCACCAACUUCAUGGCCUCGUACGAGGGCCGGGCAGCCCAUGCGGCCGCGUCGCCGUGGCAGGGUGUCAACGCGCUGGACGCUCUCGUGCAGGCGUACACGGGCCUCUCAAUGCUGCGACAGCAGACGGCGCCGGGCGACAUCAUCCAGGGCCGCAUCACCGACGGCGGCGCAGCCACCAACAUCAUCCACGAGCACGCGGCCGGCGAGUUCGCCGUGCGAGCACCCUCGAAGCGUCGCCUCGCUGAGCUGCGCCAAAAGGUUGACGGUUGCUUCCGUGCUGGUGCCGAGGCUACUGGCGCCCGUUUGACGCUUGAUGAACGCGGCGGCUACGCCGAUCACAUCCCCAACCGGCUGCUGGCCUGCGCGUAUUCACGUUACUGGAACGAACUCGUGCGCCAGGACCCUGCCGUCCCGGACGACGAGCACAUCCCCGACAAUCUCGACGUCGACGACGCCCGUGGAAGGACUCUUGCCAGUACCGAUCAGGGCGACGUCAGCUACGCGAUGCCCAGCCUCAGCGCCGGCUUCCGCAUUCCGUCUAUCCCCAUCGACGGCAGCAGUCGUCCUGGUGGUGGCCCCCACACUGUCGACUUUGAGCGCGCUGCAGGCACGCGCAUCGCCUUUGAACAUGCCUUGCGUGCUGGCAAGGGCCUUGCGGGCACAGCCCUGGAUGUGCUCACCGUCGACGGCCUCCUCGACCAGGUCAAGCGGGCUUGGAAGGAGGACAUGGAAGAUGCAAUGGUGUGCUGA